Eublepharis macularius is the source of this 2434-nucleotide messenger RNA. Its product is annotated as E3 ubiquitin-protein ligase TRIM39-like. Gene Ontology annotation, molecular function: zinc ion binding; protein binding. The record is from RefSeq and is a predicted model, not a curated record. The coding region runs from base 30 to 1475 and encodes 481 amino acids. The transcript is spliced from 6 exons. NCBI's taxonomy places the organism in Eukaryota, Metazoa, Chordata, Lepidosauria, Squamata, Eublepharidae.
UGUUGCUUGCUGCUGCUGUUGUUGCCAUAAUGGCGGCUGUGAACCCUUCCCAAGCGCUGGAGGAGGAGCUGUUCUGCUCUAUAUGCUUGGAUUACUUCAUGGAGCCGGUGAUCCUGAACUGCGAGCACAACUUUUGCAGAGCCUGCAUCACUAGGACUUGGGAAGGCCUAGGAGACAGCUUCCCUUGCCCACAAUGCCGAAAGAGGUCUCGCAAAGGGAAACUCAGGAGGAACACCCAGCUGGGGAAGGUAGCAGAGAGGGCCAAGGAACUGGCCUCGGUUACAGGCCCCACAAGGGCUUCUCCUGACUUGGCUUCACGGUCUAGCAGCAAGCCAGAGGCCACCACCAGCGCCAGAGAAGUGUGCAAGAAGCACCUGGAGGCUCUGAAGUUGUUCUGCAUGGAGGAUCAUGCCUUGAUCUGUGUCGUUUGUGACAGAUCUCAGGAGCACAAAGGCCACAGGGUGGUCCCUGUAGAGGAGGCAGCCCAGGAGUGCAAGGCACAGCUUCUGAACCACCUGGAGGUACUCAAAAGUGAGAAGGACAACAGGGAGUUACUUGCACGAAACAAAGGGAAGAGACUGGAGAUGCUGAUAGGCCGUGCAGAAGCUGAGAGAGCGCGAACAGCCCAUAUGUUCCAGAAGCUAAAGAAGAUCCUGCAGGACAGGGAAAACCACGUGCUCUGGGGGCUUGCAAAAGUGACCAGUGACCUGACAAAAAUGCAGCAGGAGAACCACAGCAGGGCCCAGCAGGGAGCACCACUCCUUCGAGGGCUGAUAGCUGAACUGGAGCAGAAGUGUCAGCAGCCGGAUACAGAACUUCUUAAGGAUUUUGCAAGUCUCUUGAAGAGGUCUAAAAAUUGGACAUUUCCAAAAUGGGUUCCAGUGUCUACCACUGAACUGGAAGAGAGAAUUUCCCAUUUUUCUCGGAAGAAGACAGUUCUAUGGGAGGGCAUGACUGAGAUACAGGAAAUUUUGACUUUGGAUCCUGAUUCGGCUCAUCCCAGUCUCACCAUUUCAGCUGACCAGAAAACUGUGAGCCGCAGGGAUGCUUGUCCAGCUUAUUGUAAUGAUUCUAGAAGAUUCUACCCCUCCUUCUGUGUGCUGGGUUCUGAGGGCUUCACAUGUGGCCGCCGCCACUGGCUUGUGGACGUGAAAGGCCAGUGUGGCUGGGCCCUGGGUGUAGCUCAAGAAUCUGUGGAUAGGAAGAAGCCAAUGGUACUAAGUCCAGAACAUGGAGUUUGGGCUGUGGAGCUGGGACCAUACCAGCUCCCUCAUGCAGCACCGAUCCCUGAGACAGAGGGGCAUACUCCAACCCGCAGACUUCAAGUCACCUUAGAUUAUGAUGCAGGGCGGGUGACAUUCUCUGACUUUCCUGACCCAAAACCUCUAUUCACCUUCAGGACCUCCUUCACAGAGAAGCUUUACCCUUUCUUCUGGCUGUGGUCCCCCAAGGCAUCUAUUGUGUUGUGUCCCUGAAAUACAAGGUUAUAAUCUGGCAGAUUUUUCUGAUUUGGAGGUUAUUCAGUUAUUAGAAAUGCCACUCUGCAUUUGUUGAUAUGCAUUUUUUUCAUUAAUAUAUCUACAAGCAGUGGUCCUCAGCUGGCUCAUUCAAACACACUGUGGGCCUGAGUCCUGAUAAAUCAAAUGUGAUGUCCAAACUAAAUGGAAUGAUGGAAGAUCUGCUGAUAGAUUUCCCACAAUGAAAAGCAAUCCUGAAAAUAGGAGAUAGUUUGAGUUACGGAAGGGGGUAACUCCGGACCAUGUAUUUUCCAUGCACAGUUAGUCCCUCCUUACAAAUUCACAACUGCUAUUAGCCCAAUUUGGAAAAAAUGUUAAGUAUAGGAACUUGUAUUUUUCCUUAUUAGCAGAAGGGAAUGGUUUUUUAUUAGAGAAACAACAUGGAGGAGAAAGGUUUAAUCCUCACCUGCUUUUUACCAUUAAAAUAAAUGUCAGAGGGUUCAGUCAAGGAUCUCCUCCAUAAUCAGUCAUUUGGCCUUUAGAGUUUUGAAGGUGUUGUUGUAUAACUUCUGUGCAACAUUGUGUUAGAGACCUGUGUAACUCAGAGGCUUCCAUAGAGAAUGAAACAUUAUUUGGGCAAUUACAUGUUUCCAAAUCUGUAAUUGCUCUAACAGUAUGAAUGCCAGAGCAAGGUGACUUGCAGGGACAUAUUGGCAGAAGAAAAAGUUCCUGUACUCGUUGUUUGCUCUCCAUAAAUCUCCUCCCUCGGAUGUUUUAGCUGUGCUUACUUUUAGUUUUGAAACAUGACUUUGGGAGAAAAUGUAAAACAGCUGUGGCGGAGGAAUUUGCAGGGAGAUUAGGUGGGCAUGGAGAUUAACAUUAAUCAAUAUUAGGCAUUUCCUCUCUACACCGUUUCCCCAACAAAUCCCCCCUCUCCUAUCCAGAGGAGUUAGCCGUGUUAGUCUGUAGUAGCAAAA